AAAAAUUCAGGUAAAGGAGAAACUUAGUUACAAUGAAAGUUCAAUGGUGAAAGAAUAGGUGCAAACCAACAACAGCAAAAGUGGCAGUGCAGGCAGGUGCCAUCUCUGAGUCUGAAUCUGAACUGUCUGUCGGAUGCAAGCGAGAAAAUUUAGUAAUUUUUUAUGUAGCACCAACUGUUUGUGAACAUGUCUGAGAGAACUGCUAUGAACGGGGCAAGACCCAAUAUCAGUAUGAGUAUGAGCAUGAGAUUGAAGAGUUUUUGGGCAUUGAGCAGGAGUAUAAGAAAGCUGAAACCGGUAGCUCUUUUUGUUAUUGCAUUCUCUGUUUUAUUGCUCAAAAGAAGACAGAAUAAUUUUGGUUAUUCCUAUGGCUGUGAUUUUCCGGCCAUAUUCAACUUCGGUGACUCGAAUUCUGACACCGGUGGCAAGUCAGCUGCAUUCGACCGGAUUCCUUAUCCCAAUGGCGAAACUUUCUUCCACAAACAAUCUGGGAGAUACUGCAACGGAAAGCUCGUCCUUGAUUUCAUUGGUCGGGUUGCUUUGCUUAAAUUUUCAUCCUUUAAGCAUUGGCUCUGCUAUAUCAGAAAAAUGAAAAUCACAUCCUUGGGCCAUAUUUUUCUGUUUUUCAAUAUCAAUCUUGGAUUAUUUGCAGCUGAGAAAUUGAAGCUGCCAUACUUGAAUGCAUAUCUGGAUUCCAUUGGUACAAAUUUUAGACAUGGAGCUAAUUUUGCUAUCGGGGGAUCAACAAUUCAGCCACUUGAUACCAGAGUAUUCAACCAAGGGUUCAACCCUAUCUCUCUUGAUAUACAGAUUCUGCAAUUUGAACAAUUGAGGGAACGCACAAAUGAGCUAUAUAAAGAAGGUGUCAACUCAAAUAUCAGAAGUGAGCUUCCGAGGCCAGAGGACUUCACAAAAGCACUAUACACAUUUGAUAUUGGUCAGAAUGAUCUCGAUGCUGCGUUUAAUUUCAUGACAGAAGAACAAGUGCUAGCAUCUGUUCCCGGACUUAUUGAUCAGUUGGCACAUGCUGUUAUGGUAACUGAACUUUUAGUUUAUUGUUUUAGUCCGUUCCUUAGAUGGGGUUACCUUGCAACUUGAGCAUAUUCACCAUAGAAAUACAUAAUCAUUAUUUUGUAAGAAUGUGAAUCCUGUGCAUGUUUGCAUGCUUGCAUGUUGCAUCAAGCUUUUUGUUAAAGCCACAGUUGUAUUUUUGGCCAGUUAAUGCCACGGUUAAUGCAUCAGAACUAUAUAUGCACAGUUGACAUGGUUGUUGCGGCUGUACCAACUAGGAGCAAGAGCAUUUUGGAUACAUAAUACAGGUCCUAUUGGCUGUUUACCUCAACAGGUUCUAGAUUAUCCUCCAAAACCUGAAAAUGUGGAUCAAAAUGGUUGCAUAAAGUCCCAGAAUGUGGUGGCUCAAGAAUUUAAUAGGCAGCUCAAGGAGAGGGUAUCCCAACUCAGGGUGCAGCUCGAAGAUGCAGUCCUGACAUAUGUUGACAUCUACUCAGCUAAAUAUUCUCUAAUUUCCGAAGCAACGAAGCAUGGAUUUACUAACCCACUAGGAUAUUGCUGUGGCCAUCAUCUCAAUGACAAGUGCUGGAGGAGGAAAAUAGUGAAUGGAACAGAAAUAACACGGAGUUCAUGCAGCAACCCUUCAACCUAUAUUAGUUGGGACGGGGUACAUUUUUCACACACUGCAAAUCGGUGGGUGGUCGACAAGAUUCUCGAUGGCUCCCUUUCAGACCCUCCAAUUCCUAUUACAGAAGUUUGUCAGAAGCCUCACCAUUUGCGAUCAAAAGAUCAAAACCUCUAACUCCUGUCACGGUUUUGCAACAGAACAGUAACUAAAUUCUGUCUCUUGCAUUAUGAUUUGUAGUUUCAGAUUCAAGGGGUUAAUUCCUAUUUAAU
Molecule: messenger RNA, 1908 nt
Organism: Rubroshorea leprosula
Lineage: Eukaryota; Viridiplantae; Streptophyta; Magnoliopsida; Malvales; Dipterocarpaceae
Source: the annotation of a GenBank genome assembly